Molecule: messenger RNA, 4131 nt
Organism: Clupea harengus (Atlantic herring)
Lineage: Eukaryota; Metazoa; Chordata; Actinopteri; Clupeiformes; Clupeidae
Exons: 12
Coding region: 625-3780 (1051 amino acids)
Molecular function (GO): zinc ion binding; protein binding
Source: RefSeq, a predicted model, not a curated record
CUGUCUUUGGACACUGUUUUCCCACAGUGCGAUCUUCUUCUUGAACGCAUUCACUUUAUCGGACUGCUCAAACUUAUUAUGGCCCUUCCCUUGCAAAGAUAAGUUCAGUGUGUUUAGGUGCUCGAACACAUCAACAAGAUAGGCAACGUGGGCCAGCCAGAUCUUAAUGUCAAACAGCUCAGCAUAAAGCGAGUUAGUCUCGGAGAGGAAAGCUGCUAUUUCUUCUUUCAAUUCGUAAAACCGAGUCAAAAUGUUUCCUCUAGUCUAAACAACCAGCGAACUUCCGAGUGACAUAACAACUGCAAGUGCUCUGCAACCAACAUUCUAUUUCCAUGACUACAACAUGCAUGGACCUGAUAUCAAAAUAAGGGUUUUGGGUCAACUACGCGGUUGCGAAAAAAAUGCAUUCUUUUCAUGAAAAGAAUGCGGGUUUUUUUUUUACACCAUCCCUCCCCCACCCACUCAGGACACCUCCGCGACCCAGUUUUGGGUCGGGACCCACCAGUUAAGAAACACUGCGCUAAAGGACUAACGUCCGGUAGCGACAAAUACUCUUGCUUCAUGAGGAACGAAAGUAAAUUCUGCUUCCUGUUCAGUCUGUGACGAUCUGUGUGGUUCCUCAACAUGGCGGAGGCUAGUGUGUCAGUUUCUCAGGACCAAUUUAGCUGUCCAAUCUGCUUGGAUCUACUGAAGGAUCCUUUGACUAUUCCCUGUGGACACAGUUACUGUAUGGAUUGUAUCACCGGCUGCUGGGAUCAGGAAGAUCUGAAGGGAGUCCACAGCUGUCCACAGUGCAGACAGACCUUCACUCCAAGGCCAGUUCUGGGCAGAAACACCAUGCUGGCUGAAGUGGUGGAGAGGCUGAGGAUUGUGGGACUCCAGGCUGCUCCAGCUGCUCACUGUUAUGCUGGACCUGGAGAUGUGGAGUGUGACGUCUGCAUUGGGAGAAAACGAAAGGCGAUCAAGUCCUGUCUGGUGUGUCUGGCCUCUUACUGUGAAACUCACUUCAGAGUUCAUAAUGAUCUCAACCCAGGGAAGAAACACAAAGUGAUUGAAGCUGCUGGUAAACUAGACGAUCUGAUCUGCUCUCAUCAUGAUAAACUACUAGAGGUCUUCUGUCGCACUGAUCAGAGAUGCAUAUGUUUGCUGUGUGUCAUGGAUGAACAUAAUGGACAUAAAACGGUCUCAGUCGCAGCAGAGAGAACUGAGAAACAGAAACUGUUGGGUGAUACUCAGAGAAAAUCCAAACAGAUGAUCCAGGAAAAAGAGAAUGAACUGCAGGACCUGAGACAGGCUGUGAAAACUCUUCAGAGUUCUGCACAGGCAGCAGUGGAGGACAGUGAGAGGAUCUUUACUGAAAUGAUCCGCUCCAUUGAGAGAGGACGCUCUGAGGUGACAGAACUGAUCAGAGAUCAGGAAAGGGCUGAAGUGAGUCGAGCAGAAGAACUCAUGGAGAAACUGGAGCAGGAGAUUGCUGAGCUGAAAAAGAGAGAUGCAGUGCUGGAGCAGCUUUCACACACUGACAACCACAUUUGUUUCCUUCAGAGUUUCCAGUCUCUCUGUUCCUCCUCUGCUCCUGACAACUCAUCCAGACACACGGUCCACACAGAUCUGUCUUUUGAUGAAGUGAAAGAAAGACUUUCUCAGCUCAGGGGGAAACUAGAGGAUGCACUCCAGCAGGGACUAAAGGACAUUUCUAAACCUGCAGAGCUUGUUAGCUUUGUAUCACUGCCUGAGCCCACGACCAGAGAGGAUUUCCUAGCAUAUGCCUGCCAGGGAACCCUGGAUCCCAACACUGCUUAUACUGCCCUUUACCUGUCUGAGGGGAACAGAGUUGUAGAAUGUUGCCCUAAUGUGAAACAUUUAUAUCUUGACCAUCCAGACAGAUUUGAUUUUUGGCAACAGGUGCUGUGUAGAGAAGCUGUAUCUAAACACUGCUACUGGGAGGUUGAGUGGUCAGGAUCAGGUGUUCGCAUUGCUGUAUCAUACAAAGGGCUCCCAAGGAAAGGAAGGGCUUAUGAUUGUGCACUAGGAUUUAAUAACAAGUCUUGGAGUUUGGACUGCUCUUCUUCUAGCUACAUAUUCAUACAUGAUAGUAAACAAAUGUCAAUGGCAGAGGCCAGUGUUUUAUGGAGUCAGGACCAGUUUAGCUGUCCAAUCUGUCUUGAUCUACUGAAGGAUCCUGUGACUAUUCCCUGUGGACACAGUUUCUGUAUGGAUUGUAUCAAGAGCUGCUGGGAUAAGGAAGAUUUGAAGGGAGUCCACAGCUGUCCACAGUGCAGACAGACCUUCACUCCAAGGCCAGUUCUGGGCAGAAACACCAUGCUGGCUGAAGUGGUGGAGAGGCUGAGGAUUGUUGGACUCCAGGCUGCUCCAGCUGCUCACUGUUAUGCUGGAUCUGGAGAUGUGGAGUGUGACGUCUGCAUUGGGAGAAAACAAAAGGCAGUCAAGUCCUGUCUGGUGUGUCUGGCCUCUUACUGUGAAACUCACUUCAGAGUUCAUAAUGAUCUCAACCCAGGGAAGAAACACAAAGUGAUUGAAGCUGCUGGUAAACUAGAAGAUCUGAUCUGCUCUCAUCAUGAUAAACUACUAGAGGUCUUCUGUCGCACUGAUCAGAGAUGCAUAUGUUUGCUGUGUGUCAUGGAUGAACAUAAUGGACAUAAAACAGUUUCAGUCGCAGCAGAGAGAACUGAGAAACAGAAAUCGUUGGGAGAUACUCAGAGAAAAUCCCAACGGAUAAUCCAGGAAAAAGAGAAUGAACUGCAGGACCUGAGACAGGCUGUGAAAACUCUUCAGAGUUCUGCACUGGCAGCAGUGGAGGACAGUCAGAGGUUCUUUACUGAAAUGAUCCGCUCCAUUGAGAGGAGACGCUCUGAGGUGACAGAACUGAUCAGAGAUCAGGAGAGGGCUGAAGUGAGUCGAGCUGAAGAACUCAUGGAGAAACUGGAGCAGGAGAUUGCUGAGCUGAAGAAGAGAGAUGCUGAGCUGGAGCAGCUUUCACACACUGACAACCACAUUUGUUUCCUUCAGAGUUUCCAGUCUCUCUGUUCCUCCUCUGCUCCUGACAACUCACCUAGACACACGGUCCACACAGAUCUGUCUUUUGAUGAAGUAAAAGAAAGACUUUCUCAGCUCAGGGGGAAACUAGAGGAUGCACUCCAGCAGGGACUAAAGGACAUUUCUAAAACUGCAGAGCUUGUUAGCUUUCUAUCACUGCCUGAGCCCACGACCAGAGAGGAUUUCCUAGCAUAUGCCUGCCAGCUAACCCUGGAUCCCAACACUGCUUAUAAUAUCCUCACACUGUCUGAAGGAAACAGAGUUGUAGAAUGUUGCCCUAAUGUGAAUCAUUCAUAUCCUGACCAUCCAGACAGAUUUGAUAUAAUGCAUCAGGUGCUGUGUAGAGAAGCUGUACCUAAACACUGCUACUGGGAGGUUGAGUGGUCAGGAUCAUAUGUUCGCAUUGCUGUAUCAUACAAAGGGCUCAGAAGGAAAGGAUGGGCUAAUGAUUGUGUUCUAGGAUGCAAUAACAAGUCUUGGAGUUUGGACUGCUCUUCAUCAAGCUACACAUUCAGACAUGAUAAUGAAGCAAUGUCACUCCCUCACAAGCCCACCUCCACCUCUAGAAUAGGAGUGUAUGUUGAUCACAAGACAGGGACUCUGUCUUUUUACAGUGUCUCUGAUACAAUGACUCUUCUGCACAAAAUACACACCAAAUUCACUGAGCCACUGUAUCCUGGCUUUUUCCUCAAUACUAAAAGCAAAAUCAGAUUGUGUCAGUGACAACAUACCAGCAGAAUCUAAACAUUCAUGUCUAAUUUAAAUGGAUAGAGGUUUCUGACACAAAGUUUCUUUCUUCAUUCAGCCCUUCUAGCCUAGCUUUUGGGUCAUUUGAGUUUCUAUAUUGGACUAAACAAUGAACAUCACUUGCUUUAAUGUCAUGAAGACAGGACAUUUGUGCCGUUAUCUACACAGAAGGUUUUUUACCACAGAAACUUACUUCAUGUGGUAACAUAAUGUGGUAGAUGCACAAGCUUACUUUUCAUCUGCAGGACUAGUACUAAAACCAUUUUACCUCAUGAAUAUUUGUGGGAGGGUUGUCCUUUCUAUUUGGCUAAGUUACCGUCAUAUUUC